Molecule: messenger RNA, 487 nt
Organism: Patiria miniata (bat star)
Lineage: Eukaryota; Metazoa; Echinodermata; Asteroidea; Valvatida; Asterinidae
Product: PLAC8-like protein 1
Exons: 3
Coding region: 11-313 (100 amino acids)
Source: RefSeq, a predicted model, not a curated record
UUGGUGGGUUAUGCAGGUGACUUCGGACUGGUCCACUAAACUCUUUGGAUGUAUGGAGGACGAACACACGUGUUUACUGGGCGCGCUGUGCACACCGUGUUUGGCCUGUUCACUGGCCCGUCAACUCGGGGAGUCCUGUUGUGUCGUGGCCUGUGUUCCGGGAGGAGUCUUUGCGCUGAGAACAAAGCUUCGGAUGCAGCAAAACAUUGAGGGUUCAAUCUGCGAUGACUGCCUAACACUGAGCUGCUGUUGUCCAUUUGCCCUGUGCCAAAUGGCCCGAGAGCUGGACAACGCAGAAAUUGGACGAUUAUAGGAUGAACUGAAACCAGUACGGCCACCUCGAGGGUCAACAGGCUGAACACAAUGUGCAUGACUUGGGCCAAAACUGAACCCAAAACAAUUCCACCAUAUUCUGAGAUGAUUUCUGAAAAUACCACGCAACAGCAAAAUCAUACAUUCAACAGAUAGGCCUAGUGUUUUACAAGAA